This is a messenger RNA of Capsella rubella, 1320 nucleotides long. RefSeq lists its product as uncharacterized. NCBI's taxonomy places the organism in Eukaryota, Viridiplantae, Streptophyta, Magnoliopsida, Brassicales, Brassicaceae. The transcript has 3 exons. The coding region runs from base 321 to 1193 and encodes 290 amino acids. The record is from RefSeq and is a predicted model, not a curated record.
UAAAUAGAGCUUUAGCCUUCACCAUUAUUUUCUCAACAGCAAUUGGUUUUAUCUUUUCUCUCUCUCUCUCUCUCAUCGAUUAGCAAAAUACGAGUCGAAGGCAAAAGAAAAAAAAAUAAGAACAGAAGUUAGGGUUCCCUCCUCCGUCUCACGCUUCGAUUUCGAUUUGAUUUGGCGCCACAAAGAAGGCUCCGUACGCGUGAAUCUGAAACCUAACCGUAGGUUCGAUUAGUCCUGUCCGAAUUUGAUUACUCCUGUCUGCUUUCUUGUCCGUUAUUCGAUUCGAUCUGAGAGAGAAGGAAAAGAAAAAAGAAAAAGAGAUGUCGCGUUAUUUCACAACUCCACCACCUGUGUAUGCGAGGAACUGGGGAAACGGUCAGAACUUGGUCGAAUCGACUAAGAUCGAAAGACAAAUAGUCUCUGAAAAGGUGCAUCGGAAAGAGAAGAAGGAGAAAAAGAAAGAUAAGAAACCAAAGAAAGAGAAGAAAUCCCCUAAACUAGAGUAUAUCUCAGCCAAGCAAGUCUCAGAUGAUUCUAAGCAAGUCUCAGAUGAGUCUGAACAACUUGAGAAGAGUUGUUUGACAGAAGAACAUGUUGGUUAUUUGUCUGAUGGUAGUCAGAACAGUAAGAAGAGAAGAAGAGAAACUUCUCCUGCUGUUGUUGAGAGUCAAAUUAAAGCUACGCCUGUAGCUGGUAAACCGCUAAGGAUACGGUUUGUUUUUAAAAAACCAAAAGAAGUUGAGGUUGUACAUCAAGAGGAUCGUCUUUGCUCAACUUCAGGGGCUGAGAGACCCAGCGAGAUACCAAGUUCUGUCUCUCUUCCAAAGACCUGCGACCAUGAUGUGAAUCUGCUCUCUACCUCACUUCAGAGCAACAAGAUUACAGUUCCUUCUGAAUCAAAGAAGAGAAAGAAACAUAAGCCAAGCAAAGAAUCUCGGUACAAUUCUUUGUUUGAUGGAUGGGUUCCUCCUUGUCCUCCUUGUCUUUCAUUGGAGGAAGAUGUUAGCAGCAGCGAUGAAUGGCUUUUUGGUACAAGGCGGCAAGAUAACACUUCCUCGACCAAAGCUUCUAUUAAAAAUAGUGAAGACAUGAACAUGAACUUGCAGACCUCUGGAGAUUCUUCCUCUUUUCCUAGAGCUCGGUUUUUGUCUGAUGUCGGAAUUUUUUCAUUACCAUACACAGUCCCGUUUUAGUUCCCAUAUUGUUUUGUUCUUUCUCAGCUUAGCCUUAGGCUGUAGCUUGUACAUACUGAUUGUAACCAUCACAGUGAUCUAUGUAAUACUUGAAGAUCAAUUUCUGCAACUGGAAGCUUUUGGUUAA